Messenger RNA from Nerophis ophidion (straightnose pipefish), 1518 nucleotides. Its product is annotated as rho GTPase-activating protein 7-like. Gene Ontology annotation, biological process: regulation of Rho protein signal transduction; actin cytoskeleton organization. The record is from RefSeq and is a predicted model, not a curated record. The annotation marks the transcript as partial. NCBI's taxonomy places the organism in Eukaryota, Metazoa, Chordata, Actinopteri, Syngnathiformes, Syngnathidae. The transcript is spliced from 5 exons. Gene Ontology annotation, molecular function: lipid binding; GTPase activator activity.
AGCUAGUCACAGGAAGUACAGUCAUGGGCUCCCAGACCAGCGUGAUCUAAGCGAGAACUUGGCCGCCACCCAGGGCCUCGCUGACAUGAUCACAGAGGCCCAAAGACUUUUUGAGAACUUGAGCUCCGCAGGCCAGACGGAGGACCUUUCAAGUGAGGUUGCAGGAUCGCAGUCCCCUGGUUCUGGUAGUUAUGAGGACGAGCUGGAGGAACGGAGAAGAAAGCUCCAGAUCAGCACCCAGCAGCUUCUGAAGGAAGCCAGGGAAAAGAGCCAAGACUGGGAGAACCAAACUGCCCCAGAGGCGGUGACGCUGGCUCUUAAAAAGAUGGAUGAUAAUUGCCCGCUGUGGAUGUGGCGUGGCUCCGUGGAGGUGGAAGCACACCAGGAGGAUUUGUUUCACCGGCUGCUUAGGGAACAGGAGCUGUGGGAGGGAGGUUUGCACCAGACUAAUAUAAUCCAGACGUUACCCAAUGAUGCCGAGGUCUAUCACUAUCUCGUCCAGGGCCAGGGCCACGGUCUGGGCUCCUGCCCUCCCCGGGAGCACCUGCUACUCAGGACCUGGCAGGCAGACCCUUACUGUGGCCCCCUGUAUCUGUCCUCUGUGUCCACGGACCACCCCGAGGUGCGACUGGAGGGCGUCAGAGUCCACACACACUCCUGCCUCUACUUACUUGAGCCCAUAGGAGCGAGGAGGACCCGGUUGACGCACUUGUGUCGAACUGACACCAGGGGCCGCUCACAAGUGUGGCACUACAAAGUGAGCGGACAUCGCCUGUCUGCCGGUCUGAUGGCAAUCCAAGAGUCCUUCAGAGCUCAACACAAAGGGACCGGCAUUUGAUUGGAGGGGUUUUUUUGCACUUCAAAAAAGGUAGCACUCUUCACUGUCUUUUGUGUCGUUAAACUGCAGAGCUUCACUUGUAUUCCAAAGUGGAGCUCACAAGCCCACGGUGAGACCUUUCCCGACAUUGCUUCUCUUUGGCUGCGCUUGAGUUUUUUUCCCCGUCGGAGGCUUUUGAAAGGUGGUCUGCGUCUUCCCAAUGAGACAUACUCAGCUUCAGGAAGAAGGAAAAAACACCAAGGGCGGAAGCAAGGGAAAGAUGCAGCAAGCGUACGGCCCACGGACGCACACAAACACAGGAAGUAAGGGGGACAAACAGCAGGAAGUGUGGAUUUUUUUGUUGUCCGGCAGAUGUUAAAUGUGAGAAAACAGGAGGCCAUGUACUGUACCUACCUCUCCGCGGGGCGGCGCCACAACGUUUUUGCAAUAUUGCAGAUUGACGAAAACUUAAUGAACUGUAAUGGGCGACGAUUUUGAACACUGACGGAUACCCGAGCAGACUCGGCGAAUACUUCAACAUGAACGCGGUUAUGGACGUGACGAGGACAACCAAAACCAGCAAAGUCGCGCCAGAAAAUUGAUGGAAUUGUUCCACUCUAUUUAAUUCAACUGCAAAUAUCGGAUAUUUAAAUCAAAGCUCUCAACAAAAUGCACCUGAUUAAAGUGUUUUUGUCUGAGAA